Messenger RNA from Cynara cardunculus var. scolymus (artichoke), 753 nucleotides. RefSeq names its product putative fasciclin-like arabinogalactan protein 20. The record is from RefSeq and is a predicted model, not a curated record. Lineage: Eukaryota; Viridiplantae; Streptophyta; Magnoliopsida; Asterales; Asteraceae. Bases 1 to 753 code for a protein of 250 amino acids. The transcript has 2 exons.
AUGGUGGGAAUUUUGGUGCAGAAUGGAAGCAAACGGAUGCCGAACUGGGAGAAGGCUAAGUGGAAGAAGUGGAUUUGGAGGAUGUUUUCGUUAAACAAUGUCAAAAUCCUUGGAUCUCCGAUUUUUGAUGAUGGAUCGCUGAUUGUCUAUGGUAUCGAGAACUUUUUCGAUCCAAAUUUCACCAUACCGGAUACUCCACUACAAAGCCCUAGCUUCGAUCAUUGUACUGCAUCGUUUGGAGGUUAUAGUAAUUUCUCGUUUCACAAUGCUGCUAACGUGUUGAUAUCUAGAGGAUACUCCGUGAUGGCUUCAUUUCUCAAUCUGCAAUUGGUAGGAUUUCUCAAUCAACCUACAUUGACUGUUUUCUCUCCUGUUGAUGAAGUGAUGAUUGAUUAUUCUGGUCGGUUUCCCGAUUAUUCAUCUCUGUUUCUCCGGCAUGUGUUGCCUUGUAAGAUUUCGUUUAGUGAUCUCAUUAAUGUCGAUGACGGAACCAGUUUUGAUACAUAUUUAGACGGAUUCAAGAUCAAACUUAAUAGAUCCGGUGGUACGUUUAAGGUGAAUGAAGUUUCAAUUACUUUCCCGGACAUGUAUAACAGUGAUUGGUUUGUGAUUCAUGGAAUUCGCGAGGUUCUUUCACUGCCAAUGCCAGCAGAGGAUGUAAACGAUGGCGAUGGAGAUCCUUUUGAUGAGAUGCCGGCUAAAACUUCCGGCACUAUGUUGAUUGCUGCCGCUCCAGAUCGUUCUGAGUUUUGA